This is a messenger RNA of Trichoplusia ni (cabbage looper), 1728 nucleotides long. RefSeq lists its product as uncharacterized. Lineage: Eukaryota; Metazoa; Arthropoda; Insecta; Lepidoptera; Noctuidae. The transcript has 4 exons. The record is from RefSeq and is a predicted model, not a curated record. Bases 266 to 754 code for a protein of 162 amino acids.
GACGCCAGUGCUCCGCCGCGCGCGCGACCGAACGGACGUACGUUUACAAUAACGGUUAUUUUCGAAAUAACCGAGCGAUUGUUAACUUACUACUGUUAUUGUUAUACGAUAUUUGUGUAUUAUAUUCUCUCAAUCAUUGUGUAAAACGGGACAAGUAAAAUGGACCGCGGAACACCGAUAGUGAUGUGCUAGUGUUGUGAAUAACGGUUAAUAACGAGUUAAUAGUGGUUGAUAGCUAUGAUGUGAGACAGUUGUGGUUGUCAAGAUGCCGUCAGACAGUGGAUCGGCGUGGUCGCCGCCCGCGUCCAACAGCGAGAGAAGGUUGAGCAACUCGUCCGAUGGCAGCGCCGGCAGCGGAUACUCUAAAGCUACAACAGACAGUGCAGACUUCCUGGCGACGCGGCCGCACACGGCGGCUGUGAUCCCGGGCAAGCCGGCGGGCAACCCGCUGCAGUUCGUGCGCGUCGGCCCGGCGGACCUCGGCAGCAGGGCCAGGGAGCAGCUGCGGAGGGCAGAGCUCGCCAAGCGGACCGAUCCUGCUCGUAUCGAGAGGCAGGAGGAUUGGCAGUCGAACCUGGACAACUGGAAGUCGUCGCGGCGGAAGCGCGUGGAGCACAUCAUCGAGCGCUGCGUGGAGGUGCGCCGCAUGGAGCACGAGCCGAGCCAGCCGCGCGCCAAGUCCAAGACCUUCAACGAGAUGCUUGAAGAACGGUACGUACUUAUUACUACACUUACCAAUUUAACAUUCAACUAGCUUAAAUUAAACUUAAGAAUAAACAGAAGAUCUUUGACAGCACGUAUAGGUAGAUGAUGGGCCUUAAAAAAGGGGUACGGAUAGUUGAGUGAUGGUGGUCACCACGCCAAACGCAUUGCCGUGUCGCAGGUUACGUCUCCGCUUAGGGCAAGCAUUGGAUCCACGAGUGCUUGUUGAAUGUGUGUGAAACCUCCGCGAUGCAAGGUUGAAUUCCGUAGUGAUGAAGUCAAACAAAAUCAAUUAAUCGAAACGACCCUUUCAAGUAUUGGCGAAUUUCCGAUGGUUGGUUUCGGUGGUUAUGAUUUUCAGCACACGAUACCAUACUGCAAAUAAAAACUCCAAUUACAAAUUUAGAAACAAAUUUAAAUGGCUCAUUUUAGCUUUAAAUAGACUGCUUCAUACUAUGAUGUGUGGUUUAAUGCCAAAGGGCCUUAUAAAUAGAAAUCAAAAUAUAAAAACAACGAAAUCUCUUGUCUACUCACUGCAAAACCUGAAAAACCUAACGAACUAAAGAAUUCACUUCUGUGUAACUAUUUAUUGAUAACUAACAUGUACAUAGAUAUUACCAUUUAAUAUUCAAACAAUAAAUUCUCACGUUAAACAGUUCUCAUGACAUUGCAUCACAAAUAUAACAUUAAUAUAAUAACGUAUGUCUGUUUCUCAAUGUACAUAGUAUCUUCUAUUGGUAAUUCUUUGCCUCGCCGAUACUAAACUGUAUAAUUAUUUAAUUUGUUAUUAUUUAUAGUUGCGAGACAACCAAGAACGUGAUUAUCUGACAAUAAUUAUAUUAAUGUAACUUGUGUUGAUGUGAAAAUGUUUAUUGUAGGCAUAAUUAUUAAAAGUAUUUUUAUUUUGAAAUUGUAUUUUUUCGAUUAGGUCUAAACUCUGCAUUUGAGCAGAAAGAAGACUGUAUUUGGAGAAAAUCUAUAUCUAUACUAAUAUAUAAAGCUGAAGAGUUUGUUUGUUUGUUUGUU